AUAUACUGUUUAGGGCUUUAACCAAGAAAAUCGAAGUCCAAUAAGAGUGCAGGAGCUUUACUGUCUCAUAGUAAUCUUCCCACAGAAGACGCACAUGGAUCGGUACCAGAGGGUGGAAAAGCCACGAGCUGAGCAAUCAAUUAAGGAGAAUGAGAUACGAAUUACUAGCCAAGGCAGAAUGCGGAGCUAUAUCACAUAUGCUAUGAGUUUGCUUGAGGAAAAAGGUUUGUCAGAAAUUGUGUUUAAAGCAAUGGGUAGAGCUAUCAACAAGACUGUUACAAUUGUAGAGUUGAUAAAGAGGAGAAUUAUUGGUCUUCAUCAAAUAACAUCCAUUGGAUCCAUAGACAUAACUGAUACAUGGGAACCCCUAGAAGAAGGACUACUUCCUCUUGAAACCACUAGGCAUGUGUCAAUGAUCGCUAUCACCCUCUCUAAAAAGGAGCUGAAUACAUCAUCUAUCGGGUAUCAGCCUCCAUUGCCAUCUGAUCAGGUGAAGGUGUCAACUGAGUUUGAAUAUGAAGGAGAAGGAUUACCAACGGGCAGGGGUAGUGGUGGAAGAGGAAGGGGAAGGGGAAGGGGAAGAGGAAGGGGAAGGGGAAGAGUGAUGUCUGGAAACGGUUAUGCACCACAUGGGUACGAUGAUGAUGAUGGAUGGGAUGGCCCUCGUGAUUAUCCGAGGGGAAGAGGCCGGGGAAGAAGCCGCAAUUAUCGUGGACGUGGAAGGGGAAAUUACAGUAAUGGCCCUUAUAUGGAUGCUCCUCAAGAUGCAUACAAUCAAGAAGCAUCAAUGCAAGGAAGAGGGCGUGGCGGUGGUGGUCGUUCAAGGGGUCAGGGAUACCGAUCUAAUGGGCGGGGCGAGGCCUAUGCAGCAGGUGAAGGUGCGUAAAGGGUCGUUGCUUUUGAUCUUGUAUGUGUGUUUCUAUUCUCUACCUGUUGUGUUCUACUGCUAGUAUUGAUUUGAUCUAAAGGAAGGAAGGAAGUAGUAAUGCAGUAAAUAAUUCCUAAAAAUAGACUUAGUUUUUUUAAUUCCCUUUUUACCCUUUUGUAGUUUUGCCUUCUCCAGUUUUGACCUGUAGAAAACCAUGUACUUUUAUUUUGUGUCCAAAAAGUAUAUGAUGAAAGGUUUUUUG
This is a messenger RNA of Cynara cardunculus var. scolymus (artichoke), 1130 nucleotides long. Its product is annotated as glycine-rich cell wall structural protein 2-like. Bases 95 to 886 code for a protein of 263 amino acids. The record is from RefSeq and is a predicted model, not a curated record. Lineage: Eukaryota; Viridiplantae; Streptophyta; Magnoliopsida; Asterales; Asteraceae. Gene Ontology annotation, molecular function: RNA binding. The transcript has 9 exons.